AUGAAGAGGACGAGCGGCGUGGCGGAGGAGGCACCGGCCACCUCGGGGCAAGACUCGCCAAAGCGGAAGAAGACGUCCGCCUCACCCUCCUCCAGGACUACCGCUACGACCCAAACCGCAUCCACAUGGUGGACAAGGGAGGAGCAGCGCUUAGCUGACCGAAGCCCUUUAUUUGUGGGAAAAGACGAAGACAGCCAGCCUCUCGAACACGAGCAGCAGCUGACCUUGCAAGGCCUCUUCCCCGAGCUUGUGGUGCAUCUGGCCUCCUUCCUCCCCUUCCGUGCACUCGUCGCCCUGUCACGCGUGUCCACGCGCAUGCGCUUGCUGCUCCUGGCCCACCACCCGAAGGCGCUGUGGGGGCCAUGGGCGGCCAAGCUCUGCCAGGGCCACACGUUGGACGCGGCUCCAGAGAGCGUUCGAGCGCUGCUGCUGCGCGACCCGCUGGCGAUGCUGCGUUCGCGCCUCUACCUCAACUCCACGGCCUACUGCGUGGUGUGGCUCGACGGGGAGCACUGGUGCGAGGUGAACGCGCCGUCCGCCCGCGGCCGCGUCUACCACCUUAAGUACGUCUUCUGGCUGGAGAUCCGAACGCUGGUCCGCUGGGUGCCGCGCGGCCGCUACCGUGCGGAGUGGCGCAUGCGCUUUGCGUCCGCCAGAGCGGUCGACUUCACGGCCGACUGGAGCGUUUUCGCGUUGGCGCCCGAGCACCGCGCGGCCGACGUGCAUAAGCUCGACGGCCUCUUCGGCGCGGACGGUAAGCUGGCCAGCUUCAAGCAGGACAAGGACCAGGCGAAGCAGCUGCUGGCGCCGUGGGUCGGCAAGGGCUGGGUGCUGGUCCGCACGCCGGCCUUCACCGUCGCCGACGACGACUCAACGGUGAUGUGCUACAUCAUCGGCGGCAACCCACACAGCUUCAGGGACCUUGAGCUCGACUACACCCGUCUGGUGCCCUGCUCGAGCCAGGAUGGGCCAGCUAUCGCUUCUGCUCCCGGCGACGAGCCGGUGAUUCUGCUGGAGUAG
This is a messenger RNA of Acanthamoeba castellanii str. Neff, 1020 nucleotides long. RefSeq lists its product as uncharacterized. The record is from RefSeq and is a predicted model, not a curated record. The coding region runs from base 1 to 1020 and encodes 339 amino acids. NCBI's taxonomy places the organism in Eukaryota, Discosea, Longamoebia, Acanthamoebidae. The transcript is spliced from 2 exons.